AUGCCUUUGGUUCGGUUUGAAGUGAGAAAUGAGUACGGGUUAGGACAGGGUGAGCUGUAUAGAGAAGCAAACCGUGAAGAUCCAAAAGCUGUGCUUGAUGGUGUUGCUGUUGCUGGUUUAGUUGGGAUCUUGCGUCAAUUAGGCGAUCUUGCCGAAUUUGCGGCAGAGGUUUUUCAUGGCUUACAGGAGCAAGUGAUAACUACAGCUUCUAGAAGUCAUAAAUUGAUGGUUCGCGUGCAAAACAUUGAAACUGCACUGCCUCCUCUUGAAAAGGUGGUGCUUGCCCAAACAAGCCACAUACACUUUGCUUACACAGCUGGUACUGAGUGGCAUCCUCGUAUUCAAAAUGAACAAAAUCAUUUCAUCUACAAUGACCUGCCGCGAUUCAUUAUGGAAUCCUAUGAAGAAUGUCGCGAUCCUCCGCGUUUACACUUGCUUGACAAAUUUGAUACUGGUGGACCAGGGUCUUGUUUAAAGAGAUAUUCAGAUCCGACUUACUUCAGGAGAGUAUCUAGUAAUGUUACAGAACCGGAUGCUGAGAAAGUUCCAAAAGAUAAGAGAGCUCGGAAAAGCAAGUGUACCACUAAUCCAAGUGAUAAUGGGCAGACCUCUCCUUCUCAUACGGAUUCUACAAUCGACAUGACAUUAAAAUCUGAUGUGGGUGAUCAUUCCAAUUCUUUUGGUUCAAAAGCUGGGUCAGGGUAUAUUGAAUGUGUUUUCCAUCUAAAUUCCUCAGUGCAAGCUGAAGAAGAGGAACCUAAGGAGUUGUCUUCAAGGUUCAUGCAGCACAGUGAUGUUCCUGAUUCUGUUUUUCCUGAUGAACAACCUGGGAUUGCAGAUAACAAUUUUUGUCGUACUUCAUCACCAGAGCAGAUUGCUGCCCCUAUUUCAUGUUGUGUUACCUGGGAUGAGAAGGCAGAAAUAGUGGAGCCUAGUGGUCAACAUUGUAAUGAAGAUGAAAUUUCGGAGGUACUUGCAGCAGAGCCUGACCUAGAUACACAAGUUGCCAAUCUUAAAAAUCAUAAUCCUCUGAGUAUUGUACUCGAUGAUGCAAAUACUCCAAAAUCGAGCUCUAGUAGGAGCCAGCUUGAUGAGGUUGAAAGCGAACCAGACGAUUUCAUGGAUGCACUGAACACCAUAGAGUCAGAAUCUGAAAAUGAUAUCGAUUGCCAAACAAAACAUGAAGUGGAGCAAUUUUCCUCCAGUGUUAACGAUGAAGUUGAGGAUACAAUACAAGAGGCAACAUCACAUAUUUCAGACCAUCAUCCAUCUGAAUAUAAAUCUCGCACCUUAUCUGUUAUUUCCUCAAACGAAAAAAUUCCCUGUGAGUUACCCAGCUCAGUUUCCUUGAAGAGUUUUGCUUACGAACAGGAAUCUCAUACUUCUGAAAAAUCUUCUGAGUUGGACAGUUCACCAGGCAUCGAAUGUUCUACAAGUGCUGAUGUCUUUGAUAAUUCAAAAGUAGAAUCUGUUAGUGAUCCUUUGUCUUCUGUCUCUGUAACUUCAAUUUCAAAUGUACAAGAACCAUUGAGUGAUAAAACCAUAAGCAGUCCCAACAAGUCUCGAGAAUCUCAGGAUGAUUUUUCCUGUGUUCGUUCUACUACACUCUGGACAAAUGGUGGCCUGUUAGGACUUGAGCCUUCAAAGCCUCCAGAUUUUGCUGUAUCAAACGCUACAAGUCCAGAUUGUGUGACCAGAAGUAAAGCUGAGGCAUCGCUGCCUCCAAAUCACACUUCCAUGUCAAGCAACAAUGGAGGAAAACCUGGAUUGAUUAAGGAUGCAGGAAGCAUUGAAAGGGCUCCAAGUUCCAAAGGCUCCACAUCAUGGCAUGAUGAUCAUGAUACCAAAGUUGAAAAACCUGGAGGUUUUCAUCAAGGCAAUAGGUUUGGUCAUGGUUAUGAGGAUGGACUAAAUAUUACCAGUGAAGUAACGCCAAGAAAUGAGUUGCGGCAUGAUUCAGACUCCAAAGUGACACCUGUUGAAUCCAGUGAGGAAAAUGAUGAAAACUCAUCUCAGUGGCUCGGAUUUGGCCAUAGGUUACUUGUUAACGGUUUUAGUAGAAAGAUGUCACUGGUCCAUGAUGGUGAACAUGAACCAGCUAGGUUACUGAGAACUGGUGCAUUAGAGCAGCAGAGCUGGCACAAUGAAGUUACAUAUCAAGCAACUCCAGAGAAAGCAUAUAAUGAGCAGUUUGGACGUAAAUAUUCUAUCGAUUCACUGAUGUCUUCACCACCAUUGGAACAUAUGAGAAUAUCUUUCCACCCUAUCCAUGGCUUUGAGGAUUCCAAACUGAAACUGAAGUUUCCUAAUGGGAACCGCGGUGAUGAAAGCAUUAGAGACAUGUUCCCAUCAUUUCAAUUGAUUCCAGAGACUGCUAUUCCACUGCACAAUGUGGGUUCUGAAUCUGAUGAUGAUACGUUCUGUAGAUCAUCUCCUUAUAUGUCUGAUGAUUGUCUUAGCCAUCACUCUGAAUCAGAUUCUGAGCAGUGGGAAUCUGACGAGUCUCCAGAAAGCAAGGAUCAUGAGCUAUAUGAUGCUUUGCGCAGAAUAUCUCCAGUUGAAUCUUUUUCAAGCUAUCUGCAGCCUGGGGAAGCUGGCAAUAAUGGUAUCUGCAUUGACAGAGGACUUCAAAGUACAUAUACCGAGAAUGGUGCAGAUCCAUCACUCUCUGCUUCUUCAUUGGAUCUGCCAUGUUUUGAUGCCAUGAAUUCUGUAGUGUAUGGAGAAACAAAGGAUAAUUUGGAUGAAAGGAAUCAGGAUUAUCUUAGAGAUUCCACCCAAUUGCCACCACCUCUUCCACCUGUUCAAUGGCGAGUUUCAAAGGCCCACUCUGAUAUAUCAGAAGGCAAACAACAUGCUCCCGAAGCUCAUGAACAUGGAUUGGAUAUAAAACUUUUGGAAUCUACUCUACCUAGGCAACCUAAGCCAUCCCCAGCUGAUGAUCAGAAAAGAAAUGAGGAUAUGAUUGCAUUUAAACCAAAAAGCAAGCAACAGGAUCAGCAGAAGUUAAAUUGGCAGAAAGAAGCUAAUCAAUCCUCAAAUGGCAAGGAUGUAGAUGAAAAGGAAGAUUUUUUGCAUCAAAUCAGAACCAAAUCAUUCACUCUGAGACGCACUGCAACAGCAAAGCCAACUUUAUCUUCAGGUCCCACAGCGAAUAACAAUGUCAGUGCAAUUUUGGAGAAAGCAAAUGCAAUCCGCCAGGCUGUUGCAAGUGAUGAUGGGGAAGACGAUGAUACUUGGAGCGACACUUGA
Dovyalis caffra is the source of this 3252-nucleotide messenger RNA. The record is from the annotation of a GenBank genome assembly. NCBI's taxonomy places the organism in Eukaryota, Viridiplantae, Streptophyta, Magnoliopsida, Malpighiales, Salicaceae.